AUGGCGUCCCCGUCCAAGUCGGCAAGGACAACGACGUUCCCUCUUCCCAGGCUCCGGGAUCUCAUCGAGCACGAUGAAGAAGAUGAUUUCGUCGAGGAGGAGGAGGAGGACGACGAUGAGGACGAGGACUGGGACAUCAGGAAGCGCAUGUCCCUCCUCACCGUCGAAGGCUCCGACGGCGGUGACGCCGACGAUGAGGAAGACGGGUCGGCAGACGUCGAUGAGGAGGAUGAGGACGAGGUGAGGUCGGAUGGCCUCAACGGUGAGUACGAGAGCCAGCAGUGGCACCCGUACGAUAGCCCAAGAAAUCUGAAGCCUCCCUCCUCGGCCUCGCUACCGGGCACGCCGGAGCGCGGAGCGCCGUCGCAGUCGCCGUGGCGCUACUCCAAGGACUACGCCAGCGAGACAGAGGCGGGGUGGUGGCCUGGCGCCCCCCACGACAGGCGCCGGCAGCACUACCGGCGUCAGCGGAUGAUGCGGGAGGUGUGGCUCGAUCGCGCGUGGCAGAUGAGGAAGCAGCGGCAGCAGCUGGGCGAGCGCGGCGAUGAGGUGACGGUGGUGGUCGGGAAUGGCGGCGAGUCCCCUGCGCGGGGCGGCGUGGCCAUAGACAUGGAGGAGGCGCGUGCUUGUAAGGACCUCGGCUUCGACCUGCCGUGCGACUGGACGGUGGAGAUCCCCUCCUACGCGGUCCCCAACGUCGACACUGCCAGCAGCGGCGGCAACUCUCCGGCCUCCGGCAGCUGGCGCAUCUCCAGCCCCGGAGACGACCCCAAGGACGUGAAGGCGAGGCUCAAGGUGUGGGCGCAGGCAGUUGCACUAUCAUCUGCCUCUCGGCUCGGCUCUUGA
Molecule: messenger RNA, 846 nt
Organism: Triticum turgidum subsp. durum (durum wheat)
Lineage: Eukaryota; Viridiplantae; Streptophyta; Magnoliopsida; Poales; Poaceae
Source: the annotation of a GenBank genome assembly